This is a messenger RNA of Elaeis guineensis (African oil palm), 1330 nucleotides long. The record is from RefSeq and is a predicted model, not a curated record. NCBI's taxonomy places the organism in Eukaryota, Viridiplantae, Streptophyta, Magnoliopsida, Arecales, Arecaceae.
GUGCGCGCGUGCUUCAGUUUCCGUCGAGCUCGAAACGCCGAGAAGAUGAUAGACGUCAAAUUCGAAGAGCACGGCCAGCUCCAGCUGCUGGACCGAGAAGAAGCUGAGGAGGAAUACGAUUGCUUCGAAUCCAUCGACAAACUGAUCUCCCAGGGGAUAAAUGCGGGAGACGUCAAGAAGCUCCAGGACGCGGGGAUCUACACCUGCAACGGCCUCAUGAUGCAGACCAAGAAGAGCUUGACGGGGAUAAAGGGUUUGUCCGAAGCGAAGGUCGAUAAGAUCUGCGAGGCCGCGGAGAAGCUCGUGAACGUGGGCUACGUGACUGGAAGCGAUCUCCUCCUCCGGCGGAAGUCGGUGAUACGAAUCACGACGGGGAGCCAAGCCCUGGACGAACUCCUUGGCGGUGGAAUAGAGACGCUUUCGAUCACGGAGGCUUUCGGAGAAUUCCGAUCAGGAAAGACCCAGCUGGCUCAUACCCUCUGCGUCUCGACACAGCUCCCAAUCCACAUGCACGGCGGGAACGGAAAGGUGGCCUACAUCGACACCGAGGGAACAUUUCGACCGGACCGGAUAGUGCCGAUAGCGGAGAGGUUUGGGAUGGACGCCGGAGCUGUUCUCGACAACAUUAUAUACGCGCGUGCUUACACAUACGAGCAUCAGUACAACUUGCUGUUGGGCUUGGCUGCCAAAAUGUCCGAAGAGCCCUUCCGCCUACUGAUCGUGGAUUCGGUGAUUGCGUUGUUCCGAGUGGACUUCUCCGGAAGAGGAGAGCUUGCAGAACGUCAGCAAAAGUUGGCGCAGAUGCUCUCUCGACUCAUAAAGAUAGCUGAGGAAUUCAAUGUGGCAGUUUACAUGACCAACCAGGUGAUUGCGGAUCCAGGGGGAGGGGUGUUCAUUUCGGAUCCAAAGAAACCGGCAGGAGGGCACGUGCUGGCGCACGCCUCCACCAUCCGGCUGAUGCUGAGGAAAGGGAAGGGCGAGCAGCGCGUGUGCAAGAUCUUCGACGCCCCCAACCUCCCCGAGGCCGAAGCCGUUUUCCAGAUAACUCCAGGUGGCAUCAUGGAUGCGAAGGAUUGAAGCUGGAAGCAAUUUUCAUUCCUCGCUAGCCUUAGAAAUAUAUAAAGGGAUUUAUUAAAAAAUAGUAGGAAAGUUGUUUUUUUUUUUCUUCUUUUGAAGUUCUAGUACAACAGAAGUUUUAUCUGAGAAGCAGGUGGGAACAUACUUGGUUUUUGGUUCAAAUUACUGCUUGGUUCUGUUGCCAUUUGACAGGCAGCAGCAUGGAACCAUAUGAUUUUCAGUAAUGCGAAGCCAAUGUAACACCCUGUUUUUU